AUGGAUCGUCUAAUUAGUAAAAAACUGGAUAAAGAUUUUUCUCGACAUGAAGAUUAUGAUAACAUAAAACAAAUUUGUUCUGGGUCAAGUGGAACCAUUUCUAAGGCGAUACACAGGAAAAUUAAAAAAACAGUCAUACUUAAGCAAGUUAGCUUAAACGAAGAAUUUAAUCUAGUGGAUCUUUUGGAUUCU
Acaulospora morrowiae is the source of this 192-nucleotide messenger RNA. Lineage: Eukaryota; Fungi; Glomeromycota; Glomeromycetes; Diversisporales; Acaulosporaceae. The record is from the annotation of a GenBank genome assembly.